Molecule: messenger RNA, 441 nt
Organism: Brenthis ino (lesser marbled fritillary)
Lineage: Eukaryota; Metazoa; Arthropoda; Insecta; Lepidoptera; Nymphalidae
Source: the annotation of a GenBank genome assembly
AUGGACCUGGGACUAAUCACUGAGCCAUACACGGGCAACACAGGCUGUAUGAAGGCAAUUUCUGGUGUAAAUAUAUAUCAAUACAACCACAUAGACAGAGUGAAGGCGACGGUAGUAGUCCGUGCAGGGAUAGGAGCCAUUAUGGGUAUCAGCAACUAUUCUAACAAUAAUAUUUCAAUAGUUCAACUGAUCACAAGGAAAUUUAAAAUGUAUAUAGUUAGUGUAUACAUAGAGCCUAGAGAAGACCCUAAUGGAAUAAUAAAUAAAAUAGAAACCUUCAUCAAACACCACCCACAUGCACACAUACUAAUUGGUGGCGACCUAAAUGGAUGGCAUCCACCAUGGGGCUCUGAAAAAUCUAAUAAAAGGGGGAAUGAAUUACUCAAGAUGAUAUUAGGAAAUGAUCUAAUAAUAGGAAACAAAGGAACUACACCAACUUUC